Messenger RNA from Xyrauchen texanus (razorback sucker), 5522 nucleotides. RefSeq names its product epidermal growth factor receptor substrate 15-like. Gene Ontology annotation, biological process: endosomal transport; endocytosis. Gene Ontology annotation, molecular function: cadherin binding; calcium ion binding. The transcript has 25 exons. Bases 58 to 3180 code for a protein of 1040 amino acids. The record is from RefSeq and is a predicted model, not a curated record. Gene Ontology annotation, cellular component: cytoplasm; plasma membrane; clathrin coat of coated pit. Lineage: Eukaryota; Metazoa; Chordata; Actinopteri; Cypriniformes; Catostomidae.
UAUUUUGCCCAUUGCCUAUCACAACGCGCAGAAUGAGCUAGUGGGAACAGAAACACUAUGGCUGCUUCUCUCUCCCUGACUCAGCUUUCAAGUGGGAAUCCUGUUUAUGAGAAAUACUAUCGGCAGGUAGAUCCAUCUGGCAGUGGCCGUGUAGCAGCUGGUGAUGCAGCUUUAUUUUUAAAGAGAUCUGGCCUUGCAGAUGUAGUCCUUGGCAAGAUAUGGGAUUUGGCAGAUUCAGAGUGCAAAGGCUCACUGAACAAGCAGCAAUUUUUUGUUGCUCUCCAUUUGGUGGCGUGUGCUCAGAAUGGAGUUGAUGUGUCUCUUAAAAGCCUAAAUGCAGCUGUCCCUCCCCCAAAAUUUCAUGACACUAGCAGUCCUCUUCAGUGUGGCCCCGUGCCAACUGACAACUCAUGGGUAGUCAAGCCAGAGGAAAAGUUGAAAUUCGACACCAUCUUCAACAGCCUCUCUCCAGUUGGUGGCAUGCUUUCAGGCGAUAAGGUCAAACCAGUGCUCCUCAAUUCUAAACUCCCAGUGGACGUUCUUGGCAGGGUUUGGGAGCUCAGUGACAUCGACAGAGAUGGAAUGCUGGACAAAGAUGAGUUUGCUGUUGCCAUGUAUUUGGUAUACCGAGCCCUGGAGUCUGAGCCAGUUCCCAUGUCUUUGCCUGCCGGUCUGAUUCCACCUUCAAAAAGGAAAAAAGUGUCCUCGCCCCCUUUGGUGCCCCUCCUACCAGCACCUGCACAGCAUAAAGAGAGAAGUUCCGUCCACUCUGGAUCUAAAACACUGCCAGCUAAACCUACCCUACCACAGUGGGUGGUAUCUCCUGUGGAUAAAGCCAAAUAUGAUGUGUUAUUCACUAAGACAGACAUUGACAUGGAUGGCUUAGUAUCAGGUGUUGAAGUCCGAGAUAUAUUUCUCAAGACGGGUUUGCCAUCUGCCACCCUGGCACGCAUUUGGGAGCUUUGUGAUAUAGGUGACAUCGGGAAGCUGAACAGAGAGCAGUUUGCAUUGGCUCUAUACCUAAUCAAUCAGAAGCUGUCAUUGGGAAUAGACCCGCCCCAGACUCUCUCUCCAGAAAUGAUCCCUCCGUUUGAUAGGCUAGCACAACAGAACAAUGCCUUGUCAGUUCAGAAGGCAGAUUUCUCUGCUAUUAAAGAGUUGGACUCGCUCAGUAAUGAUAUCAUGGACAUACAGAGGGAGAAGGGUGCAGUGGAACAGGAAAUCAAAGAGAGGGAGGAAACCAUCCGACAGAGGAAUAGCGAAGUCCAGGACCUGCAGGAGGAGGUGCAGAAGGGGUCGGAGGAGCUGGGCCGUAUGCAGGCAGAGCGACAGGAGGUACAAGAGAAGCUGGAGAGGCUGGAUGAGCAGAAACGCUCUCUAGAGGAGCAGCUCGGACUACUACAGCAACAGUGCAGCCAGGAGAGCCAAAUGAUCCAGUCAUUACAGGCAGAGCACUCAGAGCAGGAGCAGAGAAUCUGUGACUACGAGGAGGAGCUAUGCAGGGCCCGGGAAGAGUUGCUCCAUCUGCAGGACAAGACACGCCGGCUAGGAGAGAAAGUCCAAUCUGCCCGUGAUCAACUCUGCCCCCUAGAGGAUGCUGUAAAAGAAUCUCACACACAGAUUGCUCAGGAACAGGAGCGAUUGGCAGAACUCAAAACAGAGGAGAGAGAAGUGAUGGCACGGCUCACCUGGAAGGUUCUAGAGGAGCCAGUGCUCGUCAAUGGAACAGUGCCCUCUGAGCACCCAGAGAAACUGCAGUGGCUUCAACCUACACCACAGCCAGCAGAGAAACCUAAAGAGGACAAAUGGCAGAUUGAGGAGGAACAGACGUCCGUGGACGAGCCGCAGGAGCUCAGAGUCACCGAGGAGCAGCCCACAUCAGAAGCGGAAGAGACUUCCACCAGCACAGAGGAGAAGGAGCCUAAAGCUGAUCUUUUUUCCAUCGACCUUUUCACAAGUGCAGUCUCCACUGUCAACUCUACUGCUAUGGCCUGGCCACAUGGCAACAUGGAAAGUGCAACAAGCCCAGUAACCACCGAGCCAGAUGUAGAAGAAGAAGAGGAAAGAGCAGAGGAGCAGACUGCCACCAGCAAACUAAAGGCAGAGUCUAUGGAGCCAGAAAAGAAGGAAUCUGCCCUGUCAGCUAUAGUCCCGCCCACCAACCUGCCAGCUGGUCCAAGCGUUGACUUUUUCCAGUCUGACCCCUUCACUGAGAGUUACCCAUUCACUGAUGACCCUUUCUCAAAAGUUGACAUUUCUGAUCCUUUCGGUGGGGACCCCUUCAAAGGCACCAAUCCAUUUGCAACAGACAACUUCUUUAAACUGUCUUCAGUUGAUUUCCCUUCAGGAGACCCUUUCAGCUCCUCUGACCCAUUUAGCACCACCACAGACCCCAAAGACCCUGAUCCAUUCACAUCCAGGACCAACAAUGCAGUUGCACCAGACCCAUUUUCUUCUAGCAGUGGUAGCAUCCAAGACACGGAUCCAUUUGGAUCCAAAAUGGAUGCCCUGGCAGACUCUGAUCCCUUCAGCUCAGCUGGCACAGGGCACGAUCCAUUUGGAGGGUCAGAGAUUCCUGCAAGAGAUAGGCCAGUAGCAGCCAAUGAUCCUUUUGCACAAAGAGGAAAUUCAGUGAUCGCUAACUCAGACCCGGAUCCAUUUGCCGCAGUAUUUGGCCACGAGACUUUUGUUGGAGGUUUUGCAGACUUCAGCAGCUUAGCAAAGUCUAAUGGCACUGACCCAUUCGACUCGAGUACAAACCCGAAUUUAUUUAAGGGGGACACUGGGUCAGAUGUGCCCCCAGCAUUACCACCCAAAACCGGAACACCCACCAGACCACCCCCUCCACCUCCAGGUAAGGGGUCCAACAUCCACAGAUCGGAGUCGUCUGAGUCAUUUCAGAGGGGCGGUGUGUUGAAGGCCCAGGGCUCUGGAGAAUUCUCUUCCCUUCCCGCUAAAGACUCGGUACAAGACCCCUUUGCCCCUUCCUCGCCCCUCCAAGCCCCACGUGACCCCACCCGAUUCGCCAGCUUUGACAAAAACCCCACAGAGGAGGACAUGAUAGAAUGGGCAAAGCGGGAGAGUGAGAGAGAGGAGAGGGACCGUGUGGCUCGUUUGACCCAGCAAGAGCAGGAGGAUCUGGAGCUGGCGAUUGCCCUCAGCAAGUCUGAGCUGUCCUGACACUAACUGGACACAGCACCACCGCUGCCACCACCACCACCCGAAUCGCACUAACAGAAAAGGGGAGGGAAGGAGGCAUCGCUUUAACCAUCUUUAUAAGCAGAAUCCUUGGUUCCAUCUUCGUCUCCAGCCACUUGGUAAUCAUUUAGGAUUCCAGCUCCAUUUGUCCACUGACUUCUCCUGGAACUGAUUGGAUAGUGCAUGAAGGUCAAAUGAAGAUGGAGGAAAAGUUAACCGACACAAUGCUGCCUUGAUGGCUUGAAAUCUAGAGACCUCCAGGAAUCUCCUGCUUCAAUUAGGAUUGAUGUGACCCAUCAAUAGCGCAUGAAAAGAAAAAAAAUGACUUGUGUUUUUGAACAAGUCUAUCCCCCUACUUCUAUUUUAGAACUAAUUGCAAUGUGGUUCGUUUAUCUGUGAAGUGGAGUUAUGGUUGAAGAAAUCCAUAACUAACACUCAGUCCCAUCCUUUUUUGAGGUAAUAAUAACUUUCUGGGCAGCUUCAUUCACUUUUCAAAGUUUCAGAGAGAAUUCUCUGACACAAGAGGUUUAUUGUGGGCAUGUCGAUCCAGUCUCAGGAACAUAUCCCACAAGCCUUAAAACCUGCAGCCUGUUCAGUGGAAUUUCAGCUUAGGUGCUUGCUUCUUAAUUCCAUUGAUACAAUAUCAUCUUACAGAAACGGAUACUGGUAUUUCAUUUUUACCCUACUAAAUGUUCAGAACAACACAACCGCCGUUUUACUCCAUGCUUAAUCUUUAUAAUCGUACAGUACAGUAUUUAUACUUUAUCUAGACCUUUUGAAGAAUGUCAAAAUUCCUGACAAACUACUAAGAGUCACUAUUUGACACAUUACCAAUUUACGAAGAGCUGUUAUUAACAAUGAAAAUGUACAUAUUUGUGAAUUGUUUGCCAGUUAUCUUGUGCUACAGUGCAUUCAUAUCUUAAAUAAUAUUCUAUUUGAUCAACAAAAAAAUAAAGUUUUUGUAAAAUGCUAAAUAAUAGCAGUUUGCUUUACACUUGUAACAGAGACUAAAUGCUCCCUUCAUCUUCCUCCUAUUGUCAAGUGCCCAAGCAAUAAGAUGAGAUGAUUUAAAAUCCUGGAACAUAAAUGGAGCAGAUCUUGUAUCCUGCAUUAUAUUUACAGAAAGCUUUGAGUAAAUUUGAGUAUAUCAUUUUUAACCCUUUUUAAUAAGGUUGCAAUCUAUUUUCUAGUGUCUACUGUAAGUCCAAUAUGAUCAAUCAAUCUGGUGUUGCUUUUUGCUUCAUAGCAUUACUCUUCACAGAAGCACCCUGAAUGCUCACUUUGCUAGAUGUUUUCUAUGUCAAUUAGGAUAUAAAACCCACUAGAUUGUGCCGCUUGCCUUUUAUUCAUCCUUGUCACUACCACAUUUUGAAAGACAUUUUAAAACAAUGUCCUGGGGAUUAAUAAUGCCCACGCGUCACAGUUUUAUAUGUGUGUGGGUUUUUAAGUUAAAUUGGUUUAAGCUUUGAAGCUUUUUAAGCUUUGUAAUUUGUAACAUGUCUUAACCAUUUCAAUUGUCUGUAUGUAGUUUCACCAGUAGGUGGAUCUACCAAGACACUAUUUGCAUUAAGCCUGAAAGACAAGAACCUGCUUUCUAGGUUCAGCCUCAUGGACAUUGUCUGGACUCUGGAGUCUUCAAUGACUAAAGGGCAGCAUCUGUUCCAUGUUUGUACAAUUGAUUUGCUUUGUGAAAGUGUUCUUUCAGGCAGAUUUUAUAUAUGAAAGCAUUUGACAGCAAGAUGCUAGAAGGGACAAGAAAGAAUAUGCAUUUUUCUAAUACUUUGUUAAAAGUUUACAGUAUUGACAUUAAUAUUUGCAUUUUGGUUUAGGACACUAGCUUGGCUUUGGUGAAAAUAAAGCACAAAAGAUAGAAGGGAUAGCCAACCUCUCCAGUGUCUAAUCUGUUUUUUGUUUUUUCUGCCCAAUGCAAUAUUUAACUGAAAAUUAUAAGGAUUUGGAGCAUUACUGCCAAUGUAGACAGAAAUACAGCAUUACAAAACACCUAUUCGCAAUCCUUAUUUCAAACCCAUGGCUUGAGUUUAUGGCUGCUGCUUCACUGUUUGCCCUGAUUAUUGUUAAAAUAUUAUUUUGUCUUUUGUUGCUAUCAUAUGUAUGUAUGUAUAUGCUUUGUGUGCCUCUAAAAGAAAACCACUUAUAUAUGUUGCCUUUUAAGAACAGGCUAAUUGUAUUUUAUUUCCUUUAUUGGAGGCGAUUAUUUAAAUAUGUUAAGUAACAUGUAAUUAAAAUGAACAAAAUAUUAAACCAUUCAAAAUAUAUAGUUUGGUUGUUUUUAUGGUUUGUCUUAUUUAUAUUCUCUGCCUAUU